AGACAUGCAAUCAAGCAUACAUACGUAUGCAAUCAACGACGCGUUGAAGCAGUCCUUUUCGAAACAAACAGAAGAUGCUUAUGCCAAGAAAGACCAUUCAUACAUGAGAUUUUUAAAUAUCGACCCAGAAAUGCCAUGUUCGUUCGUAGAGAACACGACGACGUGUUGCGCUGGCAAGGAGAAAGCUGAAGGAUAGAAUAUUGUGGCAUGAUUAUGUAGCUGACCGCAACGCGCAUAUUCAUGAAUCGGUAAGGCUGACCGUUCACUCUUCGUGCCUAGUGGAUUACCUGAUCGACUGAGCAGCGGUAGUGCGCAGCAUCGCAAUCGUUCUUAGUGCGCAGCAUCGCAAUCGUCAGGAAAAUCUUCAGCAAGCGGCCGAAUAGAUUCGAAUCAUCAGUGCGCGGCUGGAUCGGGAUACAUUCAUAUUUAGUGCAGGCUACAACAGGCGCGAGGAGAAGUGCUGGACAUCUAGGACAACUCUAAUUCAGGUUGUCAUCUUUGAUGUUGAUACCGCGUCGAGACUCCACGACAAGAUGAGCACCGACUACACGACGGAAGAUGCGAAGGCGCUUCUCGCUGGCCAGAAUAAUGAGGAGGAAGAUGCAGCGGGAAUGCGUCCUAGACGAUGCACAGACAUGUUCUGUUUGUUAGUCUUUCUUACGUUCACGGCAGGGCUAUUCUACAUACUGCAAUACGCCGUUAACAACGGAGACAUCCGCAGACUUUCGCAUGGAUUCAACUACAAAGGGAAACUAUGUGGGGUACUACAGCUGAGUGAUGGAUUUCGAAUUGUUCUUCUGGUCCUUGGAAUUUCAGAUCUCGGUUAUAUCUCGUAUGUAACUACAAUUAUAAAAAUGUUCAUGAUCUUCUUCAAGAAAAUCGUGAGAGAGACUCAUUCACCAUCAACUCCACCUGCACCUCAACAAACCAUCUUACGAUCAAGACCACCGCUACCUCACACCCUGCACCCAGGUAGACCCUGGCUACGAAGAUAGGCCAUACCUUUUCUAUUGCGCGAGUGGGAUUCCAGUCCCGGGAACGGACCCACCAAUACCCUCAUCUUUGGAUUUGCAGCAUCCAAUCUGCGUAUCCGAAUGUCCGGUGUCGGGAGAGCAGACGUAAGAUUUUUUUUUGAUCGCAGUCUGUCAGUGAUGUGAAAUUCCAAUUACUGGUGUUGUUGGUGAAGGGCUUGACUGUUUGUAAGGGCUUGAGUGUUUGUUUCCAGUGUAUCUGAUCUUGACCCAUCUAGAUCCACGGUUACUAGAGGUAGACGCGUUCUAAAUUAUCUUGUAUCUGGCGAUUGCUAUCAUGUUCACCAAACUCAGCUUCCUCUGCUAUGCUGGAUCGAAGGUGACCCAUAGUGAUCCGGUAAAUUCGGAUGGGGAUUACGCGGAGACGAUAAAGUACGACUUCGAGAGGACAUUAAGCCUUAAUCGUAUUCAUCCUAAGAGGCAUCUUGGAGGGGUUUUCUUUGUGAGGGAAGUUAGCUACAACCGAGAUGCUCUUCCGGAUGAAUAUCAGGAAGGUCUAAGGACAGCAGCCUACGAAAGCUACACCUUCAUGCAUCGAUAUUGCAUACCGAAGUUAUGAUUUGAAAUUGCUGAUUUGACUGAUCUGAUUGAAGAUGGAUUAGACAACUGCCUGGAAAAGACUAGUACUGCCACUGGUAUCUAGGUCUACUCCUUAUAUUUUCUACUUAAAUGUAGUGGUAGUCGCAUACGCAUCCUCACACCUACAUGCCUUUAUCACGUCGGGGAAGGAAUUAGAGCACCUAAGUAGCCUGAAUAAUAAUAUUCUAAGACCCGCUGAAGCCUUGGCGAUGCAAGUAAUGCAAAGCAUAGGGGAUGGCGCGGUUCCUCAGGCCAUGAUGAAAGUCGGAACGGUCCGCGCGGGUUAUCCGGCAUUAAUUCUCUCUGCUGGUCUAGCAUUUGGCUUGGGGUAUGGUACGGCAGAUGUUGGCAGAUGCUAAGAGAGAGUAAGUAAAUAUUGUUCUGUAGUGAAGAUUACAUUUAAGAAAUUGAGUUUCACGUAGUUGUGACUCAAAAAUGUUGGCAGAUGCUAAGAUCGACCUUUUUCGUUUGCGUGGCUAGUAGUGGAAAAAACCCCUGUGCCCGAAGCCUAACACGACUACUAUCUCGCUCUAAUCCCUCAUACCUCUAUUUUCUCCGACGUUUUGCUGGCCUCGUUGUGUAUUUGUGUCUGGUUGCCGUCGUUGCCGGUACUGCUGGUCUUGGAGCCUUUUUUCUCUCUGUAGCGGACUCAGGUGGUAUUGGCGAAUCAGCAGGCGAUGGUGCGACCUGCUAUUUCGCUGGUGUCGGUCUACUCUGCUUUUCUGGGCUCUUCUUGUUGGUGUUAUGGCAGGUGAUCGGUGUGUGCGUGAUAUGCAUGAUGAACAAGUCGUUUUUCCACUCAAGAGUGUCUUUUCCCUCUAUACAACGCUCACGCUGUCGUCGUGUCACCAUUGUACUAGUGAUAGCAGCAUUCUAAUGAUCGCCGCCGCCAAAAGAAAAACCCUUGACAUCAGCAUCGCUUGCGUCCAGGGAUCCUGUGAGGCCAUAUUUUCGAUGCCGUCGCUGCUGCUCUUACCAGUAGUCGAGAUGGUUACAAAAGUAGGCGUCUUGGCGAUCAUGUAAGUACUUUUUCCAUGACCUUACCUGAAAAGAUGUAAUGAUGUUAUGACAUAAUGACGUUUGAUUUGUGAAGAUGUAGAUGAAGAACAGUCAGUAGGGAAUCGAUUUGAUUCGAUCAUUUUCUUGUUCUUGUUUUGUUAUUCCCCUUGUAGAAGGUAGACGUAGACUACUGCCUCCAAACUUUAUCCUGCACCCUCCAUCAGGCUAUAUGGUUUCAUGUGGGUAGUAUCAACGGGUGAUGUAUCCUCAGAAUCCGCAACGAUCGGAGGCGUGCGUGUGCAUGGACUCUCUAGGACUUUCGAGUAUUAUGGAGAUGGCAAUUGGCUUACAUUUUUGUCACAAUGAAAGACUCAAGAAUAUCUAGUAUCUAGUGAAAAAGAACAUCAUGGAGAGAGUUCGCUCUCAUGACACACUAAGUUAGACUAAACUUUAGUAUGAAAUAAGAAACCAGAGUACACAGGACAAAAUCACGAUUAAAAAGUACUCGUGCUCACACUCAAUACAUCAAAGGACGUCGCCUUCUACUUUCUAAUCCAACACAAAUGAGCAGCUUCGCUACGUCGCAUACUGGACCUUUGGGAUGUUCUGGCUUUCAGAACUUUUCUCUGCGCUUGGCCAGUUCGUAGUCAGCUACAGUGUGGUGCUUUGGUAAUAAAUGUUAUCUGGUUCUUUAUUCCCCACACCCCUCUUCCUUUUGUUCCAAAAUUUGAGGAUGUUUUUACAGUGACGCGUGAAAAAGUUCGACUUCGAACGUGAAAAUGGCUUACGUGCUGGGGCCUUACAAUCCAAGUGGACUUUGAUCAAUCCUAAAUUAGGUACUUUUCCGAGAAGGACAGCUAUGGCGGUAAGAUAGGGCCAACAGCACCUGUAGCGAAAGGCUAUUUUGCUGGCCUCUUCUUCCAUCUCGGCACACUAGCGAUGGGCUCAUUUCUCAUCGCUUCACUACGUCUAGUCCGCUUAGUCAUGAGUUACCUGUCGAAACAGGCGAAGGCGGCUGAUAAUUAUGGAGAUGUUUCUCGGCAGUCUUCUUUAACGUUGAGUUCACAUUGAGUAAAGUUGAGUUUUCAAUCGGAUGGUUCUCAAGGAAGUGCGAGUCUUUGCUAUGCUCCUAGCUCCGAAUGCGAAUGUUUCUUCCUGGCUGCCCUCACUCUCGGACUUCUUUCCGCUCCUCCUCCAUCUGUUUCUCCCUCUCUAACCGUUCCAAGUUCUUGCCGCCAUAGCGAAAGUGAUGAUAUGCUGCGUGCUGUGUUUUGAGCGGUUUGUCAGCUUCAUAGGAACCACGGCUUAUAUAGAUGUUGCGAUAAGGAGUACCAAUUUUUGCUCCGCUGCUAGAAACGCUUUCGCUAUGAUGACACAAGAGAUGGCGACAGUAGCCAUAUUGAAUGGAGCCUGCUUUGUUUUUCAGGUAUUUUUACACGAUCUUAACUUGCUUUGUUUUUCAGUUAUUUCAACGUUAUAUUUUAACUCAUUUUUUUUUACGUUGACAUCAGUGAGGAGUCAGAUCGCGUCGUCCCCACAGGAACUCAGUAAUACAAAAUUUGAACUUUAUGGACGAUUGCAUUUACUUACAGUGAUCCCUGAUUUUUCUUGUAGAUACUGUUUCUUUUUCACACGCCUCCUCAACUGUGUGAAAGUGGUGCAGUGGUCAAGUGUCCGGACUCUGAAUUGCAAGUCCGGUGGUUCGAUCUGCUUGUAGGCGCCAGCCAAAGCAGAUGGUCCUAAACGAAGACAAUAGACAGUGACUAGCGUCGUAGAGGAAUAGUCAUCAGAGAUCAUCCCACAGCAAAGGACGGAGGGCCGCUACAAUUGAUAGUGCGGCUCUCUGUGAAAAGCCUGUGGUAGAGAAAAGUAAGCUGCUGCCUCGCUAUGCAUCGCCAAAAUGGUUCGUAGAGACCGGAGAUGUACAAUGGCGUAGCACAAUUCUGCUCAGCGUGCUUCUAUAAAAGAUGGUCAUGACUCGUUGUUCCCACAAAGCAGGAUCUUCAAACACAUCUCAGGCUCUCGGCGCUGCGGUAAUAUCUGGUCUGGGUGGCUUUCUAACCUUCCUAUGCGUCAUGGAAUUUGACGCCUUUACGAACAACCAAAGCGCAUACUACAUUGCGGAUCCGGUCUUUAUCAGCCUGGUUGCAGCUGCAAUAUCACUCGUCACUGCACUUAUGGACUACAGCUACACAAUCAGACUUCCUCGCAUAUUUGAUGAAUCGACUGAAGCAACUCGAUAGGAGACGAUGUUCUACGCUGUACUAUGGUCAGGAAUAGCAAGAGAAUUCGAACGUUUCCUUUUUUUUUAUAAGCUUCUGGAUGGAAUAACUUACUUACUAAAUUCUUUGAGCAGUAUGAGUGCACCCUCUAAUCCCUUCUCCUUUAUGGUGAUAUUCGACCAGACAGCGGACACGUUGUUGUAUUGCUUCGUCUUCGAAAAAAAAGCUGGAGGACUAAAGAAUAAUGCGCCACAGAGUCUCGUACGACUGCUGAACAACGCUAGUUCGCGGACGGGGGGAGCGGAAUAG
Messenger RNA from Amoebophrya sp. A25, 5140 nucleotides. NCBI's taxonomy places the organism in Eukaryota, Dinophyceae, Syndiniales, Amoebophryaceae. The record is from the annotation of a GenBank genome assembly.